GUAACUACUUAUACGAGGCUUCUCCCUCAUUAUUUCUUAAUAGAAAAUAAUAAUUCUUCAUGGUAUCAGAGCCUCUCGUUGCUCUCCGUCUCUCGUCCGACCUAGCGCAGGCAAAACCCUAGCCACGACAUCACCGUCUCUCUCGGCCGAACAGCAGCCGCCGCCGUCUCUCCCUCUCCCCCAUCGGCAGUGCCCAGCGGCUGUCUCUCUCCGGCGAUCUCCCUUCCCACGGCGAGCAACCACCCCUCGGUCAUCAUGUCUGAGAAGCCUUCCGUCACCGAUUCAACAUCAUCUUCUCCAACUCCGCACUUGGCGUUCACGACGAUCUCGAACGUGAAGCUCCAUGUGCCGAUUCUCCUAAGCUUCUCCGAGCCCAACUACAAAAAGUGGAGCCGGCUCUUCCUCCUCCUCAUUCGAAGGUUCUCUCUGGGUGAUUUUCUCAUUGGCAAGUCGUCUCCUUCCAGCGCCGACGACUCGGAAUGGUUCCAGCUUGACGCCCUCAUACAAGGUUGGUUCCUCUCCACGGUUAAUGAUGAAAUUUGCGAUCUUGUUCUCUCUACAACCAACUCCGCAUCCGAGCUUUGGAAAGCCAUCUAUAACAUCUUCCACUACAAGCCGGCCCAGGUGAUGCAACUUGAACACCAAUCCCGGACCACCACAAAGGGUUCUCUCUCCAUUGUCGCUUAUUGUCAAACCCUACAGAAUCUUGCGGAUUGGUUGGAUGAUGUAGAUGCCCCCGUCUCUGAACAACAACUUGUUCUUCAAGUCUUGCGUGGUCUCUCGGAUGAUCUUCGAGGACAAACGUCGUUCCUUCAAUACCAAACGCCGCCCCCGACCUUUCUCCAAACCCGCUCGGCCCUCCUCUUAAUUGAACAACAACGGGUUGAACUGGGUGUCGGUAGCAACACGGGGGACGGCGGCACGGCGUUAUACGCCGGCAGUGGAGGCCCACGGCGACAGGGCAGCGCUGGUGGCGGGCGGUCAGAAUCCAGCGGCGGGGGAGGCUUCAGGCAGCAGCAGCAGUAUUCCCGGCAUCGUGGCGGUUCAUCUCGGGGUCGUGGUCGCGGCCGCAGCUCCGGAUCAAAUGCACGGAACACCAUCGGGCAGCCCUCCGGACAGAAUGCUCUUUCUAUAGGGUCUACCCAACCCAAUUUUGAGACCAAUGCAGUUUUUGUUUCAUCUUCGUUCUAUAUAUGCACAAAGGAAAUGAAACCAGACCAGCAGCUUUCCUUCGAGCAGCUUGAAUUGCAACUUUCAUCACAUCAAUGUGUUUUGUAUGAGUUAUUCCAUUCUCAAGGAAUUCAAGCCGCUCCUCAACUUGUUUGCCGAGCAUCUCCCCAAAAACUAUAGUACCUUUCCCUACAAGGAAAAACAAGAAAAUUUCCAUGAACAAAGGUGCGAGCGAGCAAAUGAGGUCAAAACAAAUUUUUUAAAAUACACCAAUGGAAUACAUACUAAAAUAUAAAGAGAAAAAUUGCAUGACGACCCACGCAUUAACAGUACUCCGUAUCUCUUUUUGUGGACCCUAGUUUUAAAAGGGGAGAGACACCACUAAAUAUAUUCACAUAAACACAUAAAUACCAAACUACAUACCAGAAAAACACUGCAUGAAACACUAAAACAUUCAAAACAUAAAUUAUUUUGAAGUUC
Molecule: messenger RNA, 1650 nt
Organism: Cuscuta campestris
Lineage: Eukaryota; Viridiplantae; Streptophyta; Magnoliopsida; Solanales; Convolvulaceae
Source: the annotation of a GenBank genome assembly